AUGAGUGCCGACGACGUCAAAGAACAGAUCUUUAAGCUGGCCAAAAAAGGUCUUCGACCUUCUCAGAUCGGCGUGAUUCUUCGCGACUACCAUGGCGUGGCUCAGGUGCGUUGGGUAACCGGCAACAAGAUCCUUCGUAUCAUGAAGGCCAAAGGCUUGGCUCCUGAAAUUCCUGAAGACCUGUAUCAUCUGAUCAAAAAGGCGGUUAACAUUCGUAAGCAUCUGGAGCGGAACAGAAAAGACAAGGAUAGCAAAUUUCGUCUGAUUUUGGUAGAAGCUCGCAUCCAUCGUCUGGCACGCUAUUACAAGACUAAAAGAACCCUGCCUCCAACAUGGAAAUAUGAAUCGUCAACUGCUUCAGCUUUAGUAUCAUAA
Molecule: messenger RNA, 375 nt
Organism: Soboliphyme baturini
Lineage: Eukaryota; Metazoa; Nematoda; Enoplea; Dioctophymatida; Soboliphymatidae
Source: the annotation of a GenBank genome assembly